AUGAAUGAAAAAUUAAUCUCAAUUUCUCGUUUCUUUUCAUUGCCAUUGAAGACUUCUUCGUCAAAUCGCGUUAUCGAAGCUAAAAAUGAAAUUAAAUCGCUUAACGAAUCGGUUCAAAUUUUAAUCAAAAUUUUUAAUAAAUAUAAAAAUAUCGAUCUUGAAAUUUCAAAAGGCUUUUUGGAACAAUUCUACUUUAUCUCAAAUGAAAUUAAGCUUCAUACUACCAAUAGAAUUGGUAAUGAGGAAUAUUACGAUUUUGAUGUUGAAAAAUUGGUGGAAACACAAGAAUUUGAGUUUUUGAUGGAUAAGCUAUACUUGAUUGUAAACUUUAAUUCGAACCACAUGACCAACGAAGAAAAUCAAGAAGAUGUGAACAUUAAAAAUAAAUUAAGAGAUUAUUUGCAAUCUUUGAGAGUUUUGACUAACCUCCAUACUACUAAUAGAAUUGGUAAUGAGGAAUAUAACGAUUUUGAUGUUGAAAAAUUGGUGGAAACACAAGAAUUUGAGUUUUUGAUGGAUAAGCUAUACUUGAUUGUAAACUUUAAUUCGAACCACAUGACCAACGAAGAAAAUCAAGAAGAUGUGAACAUUAAAAAUAAAUUAAGAGAUUAUUUGCAAUCUUUGAGAGUUUUGACUAACGUGCUGACCUUGAACAUUUAUAAGCUGAAAACUACUAGUAUUAAUGAUGAAAUAAUCAAUGAUUGGAAAGAGAGAAUAAAUGUAACAAAGAUCAUCGAUGUAUUGUUCUUUAAUAAAGAAAAUUUGGAUUUGGGCCACGAUAAUUUGGUAUCUUUAAAUAAUCCAAUUGAAAUUGUUGAUGACGAUAAUAAAAUCAGAAAGAAAAAACUUUAUAAAAAUAAAUUCGUGGCGGAACAAGAAAUUGGAUUCCUACCAAAUAGAAAUGACGUUAAGAAAUUGGAAAAUGAAUUGAUCAAAUUAAAAUCGCUUGAAAAAUGCCAAAAUAUUCUAAAAUAUACGAGCGUCCUGUUGAAUUUGUCACUUGAUCCAAUUCUUUGUGACUUUGGAUCUGUCAAAUAUGAAAAUCCCAUUCUUUUCAAAUCUACUAAAUAUCAACAAGAUUCAAGAUACACAGCACCAGAAGUCCUUAAGUCUGACAAUUCAACUUAUACAAGAUCAAGCGACGUCUACAGUUUUUCAAUAUUGCUAUGGGAAAUUGCUAUGCAAACUUUCCCAUUUGGUAAAAUAGAUUCCAAUUUAAUUAAAAACAAAAUUCUAAAUGAUAAUGAACGCCCUCAACCUAAUGAUUUUGACAAAAUGGAAGGAAUACCCAAAAAGUAUCACAAAAUAAUGAUACAAGGUUGGAAUUCGGAUGUUAAGAAACGACCAACAAUUGGCGAAGUUCGUAAAGAUUUGAUUGAUUGUAUCAAUAGUAAUGACGAAAAUAAUUAUGAUUUAACCAACACAUUAUCAGCGCCCCUCAUAUAUGAAAAUGUCAUUUUUUCCUUGAAUCAAGAAUUUAAUUUUUUAUGUGCUGCAACACAGUAUACUAUUUCAAAUAAUUGA
Entrophospora sp. SA101 is the source of this 1524-nucleotide messenger RNA. The record is from the annotation of a GenBank genome assembly. Lineage: Eukaryota; Fungi; Glomeromycota; Glomeromycetes; Entrophosporales; Entrophosporaceae.